AUGGCAUCAAUAUUUCUAGAGCUCCUCGCCAUGGCAUCUUCAAUAACUACCCAAUUCUUGCGACUUAUACGUCUGGAAUGGACCCCUUCUAUUAUCCUACUUCGGCAUUUGAAGAUGAUCCUCUGGCAACGCCCCAAAACUCUGAACGACAUGCCCUACGACGUGGUCUUUGUCCUUUGCCAUUACCUUUCCGUUCGGGACCUAUGCAAUUUGCGAGAGACUUCGACACAACUUUCCGGUCUUGUGCGAGAUAGGUCGAUCUGGCUUCUGGCUUUGCGCGACAUCUUGGAAGUUCGGCCGAUUCCUCGACUCAGUUUUAGCCUAGACGAAAUGGACCUGGAUGAGGUUAUGACAGCUACCUUGCGACUGACUACCUUGGACCGUAAACUUAGGGGGGUAGACCAAAUCACAACCUUCAAGAUCGCUCGAUCAUUUCAUGCGGACGGUCUUAUUCCAGUGCCUCUUCCCGGUGGCCGCCAUUUCCUCACUUUGCAAAACUCCGAACGCAACCUGGUAGUACAUGAUUGGGAUGCGGACACUCUAACAGAUGGCCGACUCCUCAUGCCACCUUCUGAGCACCCCAUAUAUUUAUGGCGUGCGGUUCCCGUCAGUUCCACCACCGUCAAUGUGGUCGUCGUAUCAUUGGAAGAACUGGAAGAAUGCGAUGACCGUGGCGAACCAUUGCCCCGUACACAUAUUACAAUUUACCACUGCAACGCCGACGAAGGAACAUCGAAGCAGAUAGAUUACUUUUCGGUGAAUCCCAAGAUCUGGGCGCUAUUUGUGGAUACAACCCACCUGGCACUCCUAUGGGAUGAUCCCGAUGACUGUCAACAUGCGUAUAUCCGUAUGUACACCAAGGGGCUGCAGACGGAUAUCAUGAGACUCAAAGAUCCAAAAUGCCCCUGCCGAGGAUCCAUCACCAUGAUAUCGCAAGGCUACUUCAUCGUUGUUAAUGGCAAUGGCACCUUACAUCGGAUGUUCACAAUACCUCGUAUGCACCCAGUUGCCAGCACGCACGUCGCCGAUGCGCCCGUGUACCACCCAUCUAUCUGGCGCUCAGUUCAGGGAGGUGAUUGCCUACAGACCCCUCGAGUUGCCUCAUUUCAACCGACACCAAGCAACGGUCCUCCGCUUGAAUUCAUCGUUUGGACAGGGCGGUGCCGACACAUCAUGACUCUCUCCUCCCUAGACGGUCAUGUUACCUAUAACGUCGACAGGCAGCGCAUGUGGCCCGACGUGCCGUUCAGUCUAGGGAACGAUGACACAAGUUCCAUGGGCAGGUUUUCGGGCGUUCAUCAUCUACCGGAUAAGUUGAUUAGGUUAUUCGCUCUUCCUAUUACCCACCCAACAAGUCGUGGAUUAAUGCGCCUUGACAUUUUCCCGUCUUCACCCCACAUCCAAGUGACAAAAUUAACUUGUCCCGGUCUGUUAGAGAACGAAUUUGUCUAUGAACUAUCUUAUGACGAGGAAUCUGGGCGUCUCUGUCUUGCAUACGAAGACAAAAUAACUCUCGAUAGACGAAUAGUAUUGGUUUAUUUGUGA
Pleurotus ostreatus (oyster mushroom) is the source of this 1545-nucleotide messenger RNA. RefSeq lists its product as uncharacterized. Lineage: Eukaryota; Fungi; Basidiomycota; Agaricomycetes; Agaricales; Pleurotaceae. The transcript is spliced from 4 exons. The record is from RefSeq and is a predicted model, not a curated record. Gene Ontology annotation, molecular function: protein binding. The coding region runs from base 1 to 1545 and encodes 514 amino acids.